Messenger RNA from Miscanthus lutarioriparius, 1920 nucleotides. The record is from the annotation of a GenBank genome assembly. Lineage: Eukaryota; Viridiplantae; Streptophyta; Magnoliopsida; Poales; Poaceae.
AUGACGCGCCGCGGGACGCUCCCGCCGGCGCUGCUUCUGCUGCUGCUAGCCGCAGCGCUGGUGGCGACAACAACCACUGUGUCCGGGCAAGGCCGGCCCGUGACCGACAGCGGCGCGGAGACGCCGCCCACGCCGUCCAGCUUCACGCCCAAGGACAGCUUCCUGAUUGACUGCGGCGGGACGGCGCCCGUGACCGCUGACGGCAAGUCGUACAAGACGGACGCGCAGGCCAACCACCUGCUCUCCGCCAACGACGCCAUCCGCGUCGCCGCCGACGACAAGGCCGACGUGCCGUCGCCGCUGUACGCUACCGCGCGGGUCUUCAAGGAGGAGGCCGUCUACAGCUUCCCGCUCACCGUGCCGGGGUGGCACUUCAUCCGCAUCUACCUCUUCCCGAUCAAGGGCGGCGACGUGGACCUCGCGUCGGCCACCUUCAGCGUCGUCACCGACGACAACGUCCUGCUGCACAGCUUCACCCCGGAGAACAAGCCGGUGAUGAAGGAGUACAUGAUCAACGCCACCGAGAACCACCUCGCGCUCAAGUUCCAGCCGCUCAAGGGCUCCGCUGCCUUCGUGAACGCCAUCGAAGUGGUGAACGCGCCCGACGAGCUCAUCACUGACUCGGCGCUGGCCGUCGCGCCGCUGGGCGAGAUCACCGGCCUCGUGCACGACGCGUACCAGGUCCUGUACCGGAUCAACGUCGGCGGCCCCGCCAUCGGCCCCGCCAACGACACGCUGGGCCGGCGGUGGGAGACCGACGCGGCGUACGUGCAGAUCAGGGAGGCGGUGAAGGACGUGUCGGUGCCCACCAGCACCAUCAAGUUCCCCGACGGGACGUCCCGGCUGGUGGCGCCGACGCUGGUGUACGCGAGCGCUGCCAAGAUGGCGGACGCCGACGUGGGGAGCCCCAACUUCAACCUGACGUGGAAGGUGGACGUGGACCCGUCCUUCAGCUACCUGGUCCGCCUCUUCUUCGCCGACAUCGUGAGCAAGGCCACCAACGACCUCUACUUCGACGUGUACAUCAGCGGGCGCAAGGCCAUGUCCGGGCUGGACCUGUCCACGGUGACCGGCGGCGAGCUGGCGGCGCCCUACUACAAGGACUUCGUGGUGAACUCGUCGUCGCUGGAGGGCGCGGAAGGCAAGGGGAAGCUGAGCGUUCAGGUCGGGCCCAUGGGGCAGGACACGGGGCGGAUCGACGCGCUGCUCAACGGCAUGGAGGUGCUCAAGAUGAGCAACUCCGUGGGCAGCCUGGACGGCGAGUUCGGCGUGGACGGGCGGAAGGCCGACGACGGGAGCGGCGGGCGCAAGGCGGUGGCGGCCGUCGGGUUCGCCAUGAUGUUCGGCGCGUUCGCGGGGCUGGGCGCCAUGGUGGUGAAGUGGUACAAGCGGCCGCAGGACUGGGAGCGGCGGGAGAGCUUCUCGUCGUGGCUGCUCCCCAUCCACACGGGCCAGUCCUUCACCGCCAGCGGCAAGGGCGGGUACGGGUCCCACAAGAGCGGCAACACCUUCUCCUCCACCAUGGGCCUGGGGCGGUUCUUCUCCCUGGCAGAGUGGGGCAUGCAGUGGAAGCGCAAGGGCCUCAUCGAGAAGAUCAUGGACCCCAAGCUCGCCGGCACCGUCAACCCGGAGUCGCUCGCCAAGUUCGCCGAGACCGCCGAGAAGUGCCUCGCCGAGUUCGGCAGCGACCGCAUCUCCAUGGGCGACGUGUUGUGGAACCUCGAGUACGCGCUGCAGCUGCAGGACGCCAACCCGCCCGAGGGCGCGCAGCAGGACGGGGAGGACGGCGCCGCGGCCGAGGGAGGCGGCGGAGGCGCCGUCGUCCCCGCGGCCAGCGCCUCGGGCGGCGGCGUGCCCGACGCGUCCACCACCGCCGCCGGGGAGCUCUUCCAGCAGCUCGCCGACAUGAAGGGGAGGUGA